Oryzias melastigma (Indian medaka) is the source of this 1954-nucleotide messenger RNA. RefSeq names its product myelin-oligodendrocyte glycoprotein. NCBI's taxonomy places the organism in Eukaryota, Metazoa, Chordata, Actinopteri, Beloniformes, Adrianichthyidae. The transcript is spliced from 4 exons. The coding region runs from base 1167 to 1781 and encodes 204 amino acids. The record is from RefSeq and is a predicted model, not a curated record.
CUGGGGAGUCGUACUGAGGGCCGUCCGGUCUCUGUAUGACUGGAGCAGGAUCUUGGUUCACAUAUCAUCAGACCUGUUCCUGGUGCAUCUUGGACUCUGACACAAGUUUAAACAUCUUGGGGUCUUGAUCACGAGUAAGGGAAGAUCGGAGCGUGAGAUCGACAGGUGGAUAUGUGUGGCGUCCGCCGUUAUACCACCUCUGAAUCAGUUCAUUGUGGUGAAGAGAGCUCAGCCAGAAAGCAAAGCUCUCAAUUUACCGGUUGAUCUCUGUUCCAGGACUCACCUGUGGAUCAUGAGUUCUGGGUCAUGACCACAGAAUAAGACCCUAAGACACAGCUCUUUCUGUCGCCUCUGGAGGGAAAUGACACAAACAAACACACACGACGAUGAUAAACCUUGUUAUGUUUUCCUCUUCAUGACUGGGCUGGAUUAAACCAUGUGGUGGGCAGGAUCCGUAUGUUUAACACACAUGAUCUGUAAAAACUGUAAAAAGUGAAACAUUGGAUCAAUUAACAAAAGUUGUGCAAUUUGUUACAUUUAAAGUUAUUAGUUUUCAUCAAAUUAAAAUUUAGAGUUGAGGAAACCAUCACCCCCCCCACCCCCCAAAAAAAGAAAAUUAAAAACAGCUACAACUCGGACAUUCGUCAAUUAAAAUCAUCCAUUGAAUCUUUUGUCAACAAUUUUUUCCAAACGAUUCACCUUAAACAGGUGGAACAUUCCUCACAAGUUUAAAUCUGCUUUUGAUUCUUUAACAGAAAACUGAGCUUUUCUUUUCACAUCAACGUCUAUUUUUUUACUUUAUUGAAUAUAAACACAUUUACUGCACAUAUAAGACUCUAAAACAAAGCAAUGACUGUAAUAAUCCAGUAAUUACAGCAGGAGAGACGAGUGUUAAAGUCAUACGUUAACAAACGGGAAUAAAAUCAGUAGAACGACAAGAGAAAAUCCGAUCAAGAGAACACGCCGUCUAGAAAAAGAGAAAAAAACAACAAAAAAAAAGAGAGAACACGCCGUCCAUGGCAGGCACUCACAGUGACGUCAUUGACCGACAACAUUCUAGUGCUUUCCUGCACCAGUACCGGAAUACGUUUUUAGUCGCAGGGCGGGGCUUACCUUUGAAUAAAUAGGCCUUCUGUCAUUCCGGGCUCUAAAAAGCAAAAGUGAGCAUGUGCAUGAGGAUUAUUUUUCUGCUGGUUUGGAUUUUCUACGUGGUGAAAGCAAAAGAUGAUGUUAAACUGAUCUGCUCUCCACCGACGGUCCAAACAAAACCGGGUCAGGGUGUGGUUCUGUCAUGUGCAGUAAAACCUCCGUUUGACCUGACGGCUCAGACCGUGGAAUGGACACGUGGGACAGAUGUUGUCGUGCACAGAUACCGGAGUCAGGGGAACGACAAGACGGACCAACACCAGAAGUUCAGAGGCAGAACCGUCCUGAUCCACCAGAACCUGAAGGAUGGAAACGUUUCCCUCAGACUGAUCAACAUCACCAAAGAGGAUGAAGGAAACUACAGCUGCUGUCUGCCGAACUACGUCAGAUGUUCAAACAUCACCCUGAUAGUUGGACCUGAUCCUGGUGACAUCGCUGGUAUCAUCGCUGGUGUCACCAUUUUUGUUGUUGGAGCUGUUGCUGUUGUUUUAGGGAUCCUCAUUCGGAGGAACAUGAAGAGAACUGAACCUUCUCAGCCACCGUCAGAUGAAGGCGGAGUUAACCCUGGACAGGUCUCCAUUCCUUUAAUGCUGAAGCCGUCGUCCGAAACAAAGUCAUCGUGGAGAUGUUUCUGAAUAUUGACAGAGAAGAAGAAGCAGCUGGAAGAACACGAUAGCUGUGAUGGAAAGAUUGUUUCUCUGAAUUUUUUAUAUCAGAUUCUGCAUUGAUCUGUAUUAGAAUAACUUAUUGGAUUUAAAUCUUUGUGAACAAGUUGUUUAGUUUUUAUAAAUAAAUAUUGAUUUUUACU